AACCUUGGAAUUAGUGUUCAGUUUUGUUGGAUUCCUUUCGAAAGGAAUUUCCGUUCGAAACAACAUUCAAAUGAAUUGACAAAAAAUUAUAUUCUGAGAAAAGUGGAUUUUGAGGGGUAUCGCUCCAUAGACCUCCAUUCAUUCUGCACUCCAAAUGUGAGCGCCUCUAAUGGAACCAGCGUGGAACUGCAACCAUUUCAAAACCGGAAGUAUAACGACAGUGGCAGUUCUUCCCUUAUUAGAGGGAGGGAAAGUGAAAACUAGCGCCCCAAGCGGUUGCCUUCCUAUCGAAGAGCAGCUCCAAUGUUAAGUCCCAUAGACCGACUUUUCAAAUAAAUACUACGCAGCUAUACCAGCGAUCUUAUCCACCAAAAAUAUUUUUCAGUCUACAUACUGUAAUAAUCUACUAACUGUGGAAAUAUCAGACCCUAUUUCGCCUUAUUUUUAAAAAAACGUAAUUACUUGUUUCAUUUCAUAAAUGGAUUACAACUACAAGUGAGGUGACACCCUUCCACGCAUAGACUACAGUAUGUUACUCACCUAGCAUGGUUUGUUUAUUAGCCUGUUAGCUAGUUGGUUAGUUAGUAGACAAUCACACUUAGACUACUGCCAGCUCUUGUGUGAGUAGGAGCACAACACAAGUUAUCCCAACAUAAAGGUAAUUACCACGCGGUUUACAUCGCUCUCUGUUAUUACAAAAAUAUGUAAAGCCAGUUAGCAAAUUGCCGUUUUGAUCAGUUGGAGAUGAAGCGCCCAAACUGGUGACGUCAAAUGAUAGGCCUACUGUAGUUCGUUAUCACCAUGUUACAAACAAACUCAAAACAAUAAAACUGAUCCUAAAAAAUUAAGUAUGAACACUAGAAGCAAUAGAGCUGACCUAAAUGCAUAGCGUAUUGAAGGCAUUUAACUAAGUUCCCAUUCUGGGCCGAGAUAUAUUUUUUCUAAAAGAAAAUCCCAUCCACUCCCGCUAGCCUGUAGGAACGCAACCACUAGAUGGCGAUGAGAUUACUUUCCCUCUGGCUCUACGUGUUUUACGUGAUGACGUCAUUUUCAUGUUUACCACGUGGACAUUCAGCGUAGCGCGCCAUGCGGAACAAAACCGUCUGCUAUGCUGGUGCUAUGGUUAUGACCAACGCUUUCGGCUUAUGAUCGCUAUUAGAAAGAGACCAACAUGUCAGAUUCUUCCGAGGAAUACAGCAACUCGCCGGUGAUAGACCGAAACCCUUCGCCCCCCCCUGAAAACGAGGAAGCAGAGGCUACAGAUGAAGUGGACGCCAUUGGAGCAACGGUGUACAGUAAACACUGGCUGUUCAGCACGCUGACCCGACUCAUACAGGCUAUAACAGAGCAGAACUCAGGAGAUGGUGACGGCCUGAGUGAGCUGUCAGAAGAGCAAGAGGAUGAGCUGUGUAAAGUGUGGGACAUGGCCAUGGAUCAGGAUGUUGCUGGAUUCCUCCAGGAAUUUAAAGCUCCUGAUAUCCUGUUGGGCGUGAUUGCAAAAUCUCGAUGCCCGCGGCUCACCGAGAUAUGUGUGGGCAUUCUGGGUAAUAUGGCCUGUUUCCAUGACACCUGUUUGGAUCUCAGUCAGAAUGAAGAUCUAGCAGCGGUACUUUUGCUUCUCCUUGGCGAUACAGACCCCCCGACUCUGUUGGAGACCUGCAGGCUGCUGCUGACCUGCAUGUCCCAUGCUGAUGUGUCCUCCCUGUGGCUGGAGAGAAUCAGGCAACAGCCCUCCGUCUGCCCCAACCUCUGCUUCAUCAUGAGCAGCUCCACCAAUGUGGAUCUCCUGGUGAAGGUGGGGGAGCUGGUGGAUAAGCUCUUUGAUGAGGACGAGGAGCUGAUGAAGAGAUGGGUGUCCGGCGGCGGUUGUCUUGGCGAUCAGAAUGAGGGCGACUGUAACGGGGAUGAGCCUCGGCCAGACGUGACGACCUCUCUGCUGGAGGCUGCCAAGCAGCUUAGGUCGGAGAGCCCCGAGGGCCUGGAGGUCUACCUGCAUGCCAUUCAGCUCCUCACCACCGUAGAUGUUGGCAUACAGGCCAUGGUGUGCGAGGAUGGCCCUGGCGGUGCCGUGUGGGCGUUCCUGUGUGCGGUAGUGUGUGAAGACCUGUGCCAGCCAGACGACCCUGCCCUCAGCCUGCAGGAGCAGAAGGGUCUGUUGGGCCCCGCCGUGGCCGUGCUCUCUGUCCUCUACGCGUGCCAAGACCAGCACGUCUCCGCAGACACCAAUUUGAAUCUGGUGGGUAGUGCCCUGCGAGUGUUGCAAUACCACCACGAGAACCAGCUGAACCGUGGACAGGAAGGGCACUCAGACUCUGGCCAUGCGCAGAGACGAGAGGAAGAGGAAGAGGAGGGCCAUGGGGAGGAGGAUGAACGGCUCACGGCCUUGGUGGAGUGUACAUGUGAACUACUUGCCAGCAUCCUUCUUGUUAUGUCCAGGGACGAGGUAUUGGAGUUGAUAAAGAAACGAUUUCUAACUGAGAAAAACUGCUCGUCUGCAACCAAAGCCCUCCUCCCACAACACACUGCUGCGGCGCAGCACCUUGUGGGGGUCCUGUCGGACGUGGAGCCCAAAAUGGCAGACUCUGUGAGAAAGGAGGUCCCCUCUUUGAAGGCUCAGAGUUGAGGUCUAAACCACACCAGGCCCGUCCAAGAUGACACAGACACACACACACACACACACACACACACACACACACACACACACACACACACACAUACACACACACACAGCAUAUGUCCUGUCCCAUUCAUUCAUGAACUCACUCAUUCAUGCACUGCGUUGUACUGGCCUGUAAGUCAGCAUCUAUGACCUAGAUGUCACACAUGGCCCUGAUCGUAUCUGAAUUUGUAUUUUUUGUAGAAGACAAAAAUAUUUGUUUAAAUAAAAAUAUUUUCCUUUUUGUAA
Molecule: messenger RNA, 2905 nt
Organism: Sardina pilchardus (European sardine)
Lineage: Eukaryota; Metazoa; Chordata; Actinopteri; Clupeiformes; Clupeidae
Gene: saal1
Product: serum amyloid A-like 1
Exons: 12
Coding region: 1172-2623 (483 amino acids)
Biological process (GO): positive regulation of synoviocyte proliferation
Cellular component (GO): nucleoplasm
Source: RefSeq, a predicted model, not a curated record